AUGCACCGUUCAACCGUCUCUCGUGUAGCUCAGCAUGGCGUCUCAGCUCUUGCUGAGCUACCGCCGCCAUACCUCGCACCUUCCCUCCAUUUCUCGAAAUCCCGAGCUCCCAUCCAGACCUCGAGCUUCUCCACGACCUCCGCUGUCGCUGCUCGCCGUGGACGGGACAUGAACAGAACUCGUGGUGUGUCCGCGAUUCAUGGCACUGGUCCGCGCUUCCCCUUGAGCGCCUCGAAAUACCCAUUGCCUAAGCCCGUUUCACGGGACCAGAUGAAGGCUCGUCCUUCCACUCCGAACCACGGCCUAUGGGGAUUCUUUCCUCCAACGCAUGAGGCACUGAGCACUACGGAAUACGAUGCUGCUUUUGGACGACCGUGGUCAGUCCAGGAGCUACGGAAUAAAAGCUGGGACGAUCUCCACAAGCUGUGGUGGGUGUGCGUGAAGGAGCGCAAUCGCAUAGCCACCUCGAACCUAGAGCGGUCUCGACUGAAGGCCGGAUUCGGUGACCAUGAGGCUAAUCAGCGCGACGAUGCGAUCGUUGUCACGCAAAAGACCAUCAAGCAUGUCCUCCGUGAGCGCUUCUAUGCUUGGGAGGAUGCCAGUCGCCUGUACGCCAAGGGAUACCGGCCCCAGGAUCAGGACAGCAUGGAGGAAGCUGCUUUGGAAGAAAUGACGCCUGCUGAGGACCCUUUCAAAGAGGGCUCUGUGAAGGAGACCAAGCUGUGA
This is a messenger RNA of Penicillium diatomitis, 726 nucleotides long. RefSeq names its product mitochondrial 54S ribosomal protein uL29m (gene mrpl4). Gene Ontology annotation, molecular function: structural constituent of ribosome. Gene Ontology annotation, cellular component: mitochondrial large ribosomal subunit; mitochondrial ribosome. The record is from RefSeq and is a predicted model, not a curated record. NCBI's taxonomy places the organism in Eukaryota, Fungi, Ascomycota, Eurotiomycetes, Eurotiales, Aspergillaceae. Bases 1 to 726 code for a protein of 241 amino acids. The transcript is spliced from 3 exons. Gene Ontology annotation, biological process: mitochondrial translation.